UGUUCAUUCCUUACUUUCUGGGUGCGACCCUCCCUUACGUGCUUUACUUUCUUUGUAGAUUUCAGUUUUCUUUCAACUUUUUCUGAUCCCUUUCUCGGCUGUUCUUGGUCUAACGCUGUUCCUAAGCUAGAAUCGUGACUGGGCAGGUCUUUCCUUAUAGCGUUAGCUAACCUACUCUCACCAACACUUCUCGACCUGAGAGCUCUGUCAAUAUCAUUCCACGUGAGCGCCGGG
Messenger RNA from Geodia barretti, 234 nucleotides. NCBI's taxonomy places the organism in Eukaryota, Metazoa, Porifera, Demospongiae, Tetractinellida, Geodiidae. The record is from the annotation of a GenBank genome assembly.